Molecule: messenger RNA, 1605 nt
Organism: Chenopodium quinoa (quinoa)
Lineage: Eukaryota; Viridiplantae; Streptophyta; Magnoliopsida; Caryophyllales; Amaranthaceae
Exons: 14
Coding region: 195-1466 (423 amino acids)
Source: RefSeq, a predicted model, not a curated record
AACCGAUUUGGCAGUGCCACUAGUCAUACUCGUCUAGUCGUCCUGCCAAGGUUGGGAGAGAAGCCUGGCGAAGUAAAAGUGCGCGCUCAUUAUUUUGCAGCAUUUGUUGGCACCACAUACGGACACCACCUCUGUGUAUUACAUACUCCAUUUUCUCACUUCCUGAAUCUCUCCUCAUUCAUUCUCAUACCAAAAUGGGAGUGUGGCCAAGCAAAGAACCGCCUCCGCCGAUGGUGUUAGUCCCACCGCUUUUCGAUUUUCCUCCGCUUGGCGCACGAACCAGGAUGCUAGAAUCCUCGUAUAAUAUGUUAUUUGGAAAGCUUGCUUUGAAAUGUCUUUUUGAAGAUUACUUUGAUGAAGCAAGGAAUUUUAGUACAAGAAUCUUGCUAAAGCCAUUGGAUGACCCUCAUGUUGAUUUAAUUGCAACAGUUUCUGGUCCUCUUGAUCACAAGUCUAAGGAAAAUGUUGUAUGUAAUGCACAGUUUCGUUGGCAAAGUGAUGUUGAUGAUCCACAUACAUUUAUUGACUUUUUUGUUGCAAACACUGAUCCGGUUUUACGGAUACGGUCAUCUGCGUUUUAUCCUAAAUAUGGAUUUGGAGCCUUUGGAAUCAUCCCAUUAAUAUCAAAGAGAAGGAUAUCACCUGAAGAUUAUGGUAUUAUGGGAUUGAGAUAUGGCUCAGAAUAUCUGUCUUGUGGGCUGACUGAUACUACAUUCCCUAUGUCUGAUGGGCUUCCUAAAAAUGCUUGGUUGGUCAGCAAGAUGGGUAGACUUACUGCCGGAAUGCAGUAUGAACAACUAUCUGGAACCAAAGAUGAUUCAAAUUUCAAAAAUCCGAAGAACUGGAGCUAUGCAGUUGGCUAUGGAUUGGGAUCAGGCAGCCCACUAAGCCCUUCUUUCAAUUUUUGUCUAGAACUUGCAAAUAGCUCUCAGUUUGUUUCCUCAUUCUACCAACAUUUUGUUGUCCAAAGAAAGGUACAGAAUCCAUUUGAAGAAAAUGAAAUAAUUGGAAUUACAAACUACUUAGAUUUUGGUUUUGAGCUCAAGACAAGCUUGGAGGAUAACAAUACAUCAGAUAAAUCUCAGAAUUCUACAUUUCAAGUAGCAGCAUCUUGGCAGGCAAACAAAAAUUUCUUGUUUAAGGGGAAGGUGGGACCUCUAAGUUCUACUUUGUCAUUGGCAUUCAAGUCAUGGUGGAAGCCUGCUUUCACUAUUAGCUUUUCAGCAAUCAGGUAUCAUACAGUUGGAAAUACGUCUUUUGGGUUUGGCAUCCGAGUGGAAAAUCUUAGAGAAGCAAGCUAUGAAAGGGCUGACCCAAACUUUGUCAUGCUGACUCCAAGUAAGGAGCACAUAGCUGAGAGUGUGCUUUGGAAAGACCGAAAGAGCCUGUUUUAUCAGUCGGAUGUAAGUGUUGGGAAUUUUGAUGGCUUGCCCAAGGAGUUGAGACCUCUAGGAAAAUUUUUGUAGCUCUGCCAUGUGAGUACUCAAUAGCUACCAAUACAAAUCUGGGGAGCUGUAAUUCUCUGGGAUUGUAAUUGUUAUGAAGUGUUAUAUUGUCAUGAGAUUAAUCUUGAGUUAAUCACAUAACUGAGUGUGUGCUUUGGAA